Molecule: messenger RNA, 429 nt
Organism: Penicillium verhagenii
Lineage: Eukaryota; Fungi; Ascomycota; Eurotiomycetes; Eurotiales; Aspergillaceae
Exons: 4
Coding region: 1-429 (142 amino acids)
Source: RefSeq, a predicted model, not a curated record
AUGAGCGGCUCUGUUGAACUUAGAUGGCGCGGACCUAGUCGCCAGUCGUCGCAACGCCACUCUGGCAAUGGAAACCGUGAUCGUGCAGCUGGUGGACAGGGUGGACAAGGUGCUCAAGCUGGUGCCCAAGGUGGUCCCCAACAAAACGCUUCUCAGAGUGGAAAUAAUGCCUGGGGUGGCUCUGGUCCAGCGCAGGACCUGCAUGUCUCCGUCCGGGGCUUCAAUGCUGCCGAAGCUAAAAAUAUUUUGAAGAGAGAAACCAAGCCGACAUUCUAUAAGCCGACUGGCAAAGACACAAAUAACCAGCGAUCGGGCGGUCCCUGGGGUGCUAAAUCGAACACGAUGGCAAAUGGGAAGGACUUCUUCAUCGAGUUACGGAAGCAAGUUGCAUCCUUGCAGAAGGGUGUUGGCCCUCCCGUGGGAGGCUGA